AUGCUGCAUAAGGGCGAGACGCAUGCAAUGCUACAACUUUUAAGAAGUGGAAGAAAUGGCACGUUUAACAUUUUUUCAAAUGUUUACGAAAGAGGUGGAAACAAAAUAUUCCUAAGGACAUACAUAACGGCUACCCGUCACAUGGAUGACAGCUGCAUUGUUAAGCGCAAUGGAUUAUUUGCCCCCAUCAUAAAUCCCAGCAAGAAGGACAUCCACAUUUUCAAAACGAAUUUGAGAAAAUGCUUUUCAACAACGAAUGGAAAUGCUAAUGGCUUAUCGGAGCAAUAUGCAAAAAAUGAUGUGUCAAUUCUACAAAACUCCAAUGUGAUCAUCCUCUUUAAUAAAAAUGAAAAAGAAACAGUAGGGCAGAAGCUAUAUAGGUAUUUAGACAUAACCGGAUUUUUGACAAGGUAUAAUAGUAGGAAGGAAUGGAUCCUCGAUUUAGAGCCCUAUUCUAGAUUAACCACAGUCAUGCUAACUGAAUAUGAAAGGAAAUUGAUGAUAUUUUUAAAGUUUCAUGUUUAUUUCUUGUUCGUAACUUGCGUAUACUUGUGGUACCAUGCACAGGUCCAUUUUACAAUGAAGCCUCCGUGUCCCAAGCCUUAUGCAUAUGGACAUUUGGAUGGAAGAAAAAGAGACUUUACUUGGCAUGGGAAGCUAUUUUUUAUUUAUCCCAAGAUGAGGUGUAAGGAAUGUCGUUGGCUCGAUGUUCAAUGUAAGAAAGAAUGCUUUGAAAAAUUGAAACAGGAGGGGCAUAAGUUUUUUAUAAACAAUGGGGACCCCCUUUCCGUACCGAAGACUGUUUUGUAUCCAUCUCAUUUUCACUAAAUUGUUGAAUAGACGUUUUCUCCGUGACUUUUCGUGCAAGUCCCAGUUUGCUAGCGCGAGUGGGUUCGCCUAUGAAAGGAUAGGUGCCUCCUUAUGCUUGGCGGCGCACGGUUGACCAAGCGAACUGCGUGAAGGUAUGCUGCUUUCCCAGCUGCCAGUUUAUGUAAAUAGGUACGUGCACAUGUGUAUGUUAUGUAAACCAAAAUACACGCGCUUCUCAACCCAUGUGCAUACGCCGAUUUAUUCAAAGCGCGUGUAUUUUGGUCGCCUCUGCAUUGUCGGCCCACGCUGUUUACCAUAACCUGCAAUCUCACACGUUUAUAUUUAAUUAGAUCAAUUCGCUGCAAAAUUAUUUGACGCAUGGAAUGGGUUCCCCAUUUAGUGGUGGGCCAUCUGGUGUGGUGACCCCUCCGUUUCGAUUUUUUUUAAAAAAAGAGGCUCCUCUAAGGUAAAAUAUGUUAGACUUUU
Messenger RNA from Plasmodium vivax (malaria parasite P. vivax), 1296 nucleotides. RefSeq lists its product as hypothetical. Bases 1 to 828 code for a protein of 275 amino acids. NCBI's taxonomy places the organism in Eukaryota, Apicomplexa, Aconoidasida, Haemosporida, Plasmodiidae. The transcript has a single exon. The record is from RefSeq and is a predicted model, not a curated record.